UGUGCUGUUACCUUUCUAAAUGCCCUUCUCUCUCCCCCACCUCAGCUUCCCAUCAAGGUUAUGGAGGACAACUUUCCCCCUCGCACUUUUGAUCCUACAUAUCACUUCCAUGUCGUACUGCUGGAUCAGAGAAGCAGGCUUCGGGAGCACAUCAGGAGUCUCCGGGAGAUUUCGCGGAGAAUCAACAAACUGCACAGACGCUCUCUAAUCGCCAAUUUCACUGGGAGUUCGUUAAGCGCCACAGGUGCCAUCGUGGCCAUCGUGGGGCUGUCCCUGAGCCCUGCAACAUUAGGGGCAUCCCUUUUGGCUUCCGGGGUGGGCCUAGGAGUGGCGGCUGCAGGAGGGGCCGUCACGGUGACUUCCGACCUCUCCUUGGUCCUCUCUAAUUCCAGGGAGGUGAGGAAGGUCAAGGAGAUUGCAGUGAGCUGCCAUGAUCAGCUGAGGGAAAUCAUGCACUGCCUGGAAUUCUUGCACCGCAGUCAGGCUCCGACGGAUCCUAGGUUGCUGCCGGCUGAGAGAAACGCCUCCGCCACACUGUACAAUUCCAUCUGCUUCAUGGUGUUCUGCGGCUCCCGCAGCUUCCUGGUCCCCGAGCACAACGAAGAGGUGACCAAAGUGAGUCAUGCUGUGCUCAAGGCAAAAGUCCAGAAGCUGGCAGAAAGCCUAGAAGCCUGUGCAAGGCCCAUGGAUGAGAUCUGCGAACUUUUGGAGAACAGGAAAGAAUCCCCCCUGAAGACAAGAAGAAUAGCACUCUAGGAGGGUGUCCAGGGUCAAAACCACCCACAUCCUCCGAAAACAGGGGCCUAAAAGACCUCAAACACACUGUGUUAUUCCUAUUAGGAUUGUGCCAAAUCAGUUUUUUCUCCAGGCAUUUCUCAAUACUUGUAGCCAACACCCCUCAGGGGCUCGGUCUGUAUUGCUCUCCUGUUAUGUCUGUGCACAGCAAAUAGAAAUUGUAGCUACACAAGUGCUGGUCUAUGCUAUCAGCACAUUCCAAGGUCUGGUGUCUGCACAUGGCUGUCUCACAGCACAUCAUACCUUGCUUUUUUAGGGGGGUUGGGGGAGACUUCCACAUUUUUCGUUUGGUGCUAAAACACUGAACUCGGUGCAACUAAUGCUUCUGCAUGCAUGUACUCCAGCAUACUUCCCUCCCCC
This is a messenger RNA of Lacerta agilis (Sand lizard), 1155 nucleotides long. It is a transcript of the gene APOLD1, whose product is annotated as apolipoprotein L domain containing 1. Gene Ontology annotation, molecular function: lipid binding. The transcript has a single exon. The record is from RefSeq and is a predicted model, not a curated record. Gene Ontology annotation, cellular component: membrane; extracellular region. Bases 61 to 756 code for a protein of 231 amino acids. Gene Ontology annotation, biological process: lipid transport; lipoprotein metabolic process. Lineage: Eukaryota; Metazoa; Chordata; Lepidosauria; Squamata; Lacertidae.